AUGGACUGUCGCAGUAUUAUUACAUGGAUUAUUACUGCUUUAUUAAGCUUAUCACUCAUCUCAUCUGCAGCUAUUGAAAAUCAACAAGAAGACUCAGAUCUUGUUUAUCCUUAUAAUUACUAUGGAUAUAUACCGUAUAAUAAUUAUAUACAACCAUCUCAAUCUAAAAGAGCACAAACAUUUGUUAGAUUUGGGAAAAGAGCUCAAACUUUUGUAAGAUUUGGUAAACGUGCACAAACAUUUGUACGUUUUGGAUAA
Molecule: messenger RNA, 258 nt
Organism: Strongyloides ratti
Lineage: Eukaryota; Metazoa; Nematoda; Chromadorea; Rhabditida; Strongyloididae
Exons: 2
Coding region: 1-258 (85 amino acids)
Source: RefSeq, a predicted model, not a curated record